Exophiala aquamarina CBS 119918 is the source of this 1191-nucleotide messenger RNA. RefSeq lists its product as uncharacterized. Gene Ontology annotation, molecular function: epoxide hydrolase activity. The transcript is spliced from 7 exons. The coding region runs from base 1 to 1191 and encodes 396 amino acids. The record is from RefSeq and is a predicted model, not a curated record. Lineage: Eukaryota; Fungi; Ascomycota; Eurotiomycetes; Chaetothyriales; Herpotrichiellaceae. Gene Ontology annotation, biological process: epoxide metabolic process.
AUGGCAAACUACGGCACCGUCCCCGAGGCUGCCCAACUACGGCCCCUGAGAUAUCAUCUGGAAGUACCAGACCGAGACAUCUCAGAUUUCAAAGAUCUACUGCGCAUAUCUAGACUUGCCCCGAAGACUUACGAAAACCUGCAAAGUGAGAACAACUACGGAGUGACCCAUGAAUGGAUGUCAAAGGCAAAGGAGUACUGGCUCACGAAAUACGACUGGCGACAGCGGGAGACAUAUAUCAAUUCAUUUCCCAACUUCAAAGUUGAUAUCGAAGACGACGGAGAGACGUUCCAAAUCCAUUUCGCAGCGUUAUUCUCGAAGAAACAAGAUGCAAUUCCCCUACUGUUCAUGCAUGGCUGGCCAGGUCGCUUUCUCGAAUUCCUCAGCCUGAUGGACAUAAUUCGCAAACGGUAUUCGCCAGAGGAGCUACCGUAUCAUAUAAUCGUCCCUUCUCUGCCAGGCUACACCCUCUCGUCCGGUCCCCCGCUAACAAAGUCCUUCAACCAAGAGGAUGUCGCACGCAUCAUGAAUAAACUUAUGGUGGGUCUUGGAUUUGGCGCUGGGUAUGUCGCGCAGGGAGGCGAUGUUGGGUCGUUCGAAUGCAGGAUCCUGAAUAAGUUCUAUGAUGAAUGUAAAGUCAAUUUCUCCAUGAUGUGGACCGAACCAGCAGGAGUUGAUCCGAAGGAGGUCAACGACGAAGAGCGGGCGGGUGUGGAACGCAUGCAGCGUUGGAUGGUCGACGGUUCAGCUUAUUCCGUGGAGCAUCGCACCAGACCUGCAACAAUCGGGUUUGCCCUGGCCGCGAGCCCACUCUCCUUACUCGCGUGGGUCGGCGAAAAGUUCAUCGAAUGGUCCGACGAAACGCCACCCUUGGACGAGAUCCUCGACGACGUCACCUUGUACUGGUUCACCGAGACAUUCCCUCGCUGUAUAUACCCGUACAGACCGGUCGACCCAGGCGUCAAGGAACUAGCACACAGCAAUCCGAAAUACCGUUGCAGCAAACCAGUGGGCUACUCUUGGUUUCCACGAGAACUAGGACCGAUGCCCAGGGCGUGGGUGGAGAAGCAGGGCAAUCUGGUUUGGUAUCGGCAGCACAAUGCGGGCGGUCACUUUGCUGCGUUGGAGAGGCCGAAAGUGCUGGUUCAGGACGUGGAGGAUUUUGUGAAGCAGGUUUGGCCGGUCAUUUGA